AUGGGAGCGGUGGUAUUCGCCACGAGCGUCGGCGUCGACGUGGCGUUUGGCGAUUUCGGAAGCGACGCUCAAAGGCUCGAUUCGGAAGAUUUAGCGCCCGGUGAUCACAGAGAGAUUCCACAGUUCAUCACGCGAGUGAUAGAUGGAGAUUUGCUCACCGAGCGGUUGAUUCGUGGGAAAGAUGAGUACCCGACGACGGAACGCGAACUUCGCGAUUCGCUCGGCGACGCGCUCGCGGCGGAACAUUUGGACACCGCUCCGGCGCGCGCGGAGCUGCGCAAAGACAAAGGCAACGCCGCUUUCAAGGAUGGUAAUUAUUCUCAAGCCGUGUUGCACUACACCGAAGCCCUAGACCUCGACGCAUCGCACGUCGUGGCUCUGUGCAACCGCGCGCAGUGCUUUUUAAAGCUCGGCGAGCACGAUAAAGCCCUCGCCGACGCCGACGCCGCUCUUUCGGUGAAACCCGACUACGUCAAGGCCCACUUCCGCCGCGGUCUCGCGUUGCACGCCUUAAAACGAUUCACCGACGCCGUCCUCGCGUUCGAGCGCACGCUCAGCGUAGAUCCCAAAAACAUCCAAGCCAAGGACGCGCUCCGCGUCGCCGAAUACGCCGUCGACAAGGCGCGUCGCGCGUCUCGCUCCUGA
Molecule: messenger RNA, 645 nt
Organism: Ostreococcus lucimarinus CCE9901
Lineage: Eukaryota; Viridiplantae; Chlorophyta; Mamiellophyceae; Mamiellales; Bathycoccaceae
Exons: 1
Coding region: 1-645 (214 amino acids)
Biological process (GO): post-translational protein targeting to endoplasmic reticulum membrane
Cellular component (GO): TRC complex; membrane
Molecular function (GO): molecular adaptor activity; protein binding
Source: RefSeq, a predicted model, not a curated record